AUGGAGCUUGGUCGUAAGUUCGGAGGACCUUGGCUGAUCCUUGGGGAUGUGAAUUUUGUGCUGAGUGACUCGGAGAGAGCAGGAUCCCGGGGAAAUGACCAGUUUAUCCCCUUUAUCUCAAACCUCAUCAAUGAUCACGCUCUGGUUGACUUACCAAUUAAAGGGGAUGGCAUGACCUGGGACAACCAUAGAGAUGGCAACAGGCACAUCAAGUCAGCCCUGGAUAAAGCUCUUGGCAAUGAUGAUUGGCUAAGACUCUUUCCUAGGGUGGUAGUUCAAUCUCUUGCCACCUGCAAUUCUGAUCAUAGGCCUCUCUUUAUUAAGUCUGCUUCCCAGGAAUCCAGGAGUAGACGUCCUUUUCGUUUCGAGGCUUGGUGGGCCAGGGACCCCCGUAGCUCCUUAAUUGUGGAACAUGCGUGGGGAUCUGUUUUUCAUGAUUGGGCCUCGGCCAGAGUUUAUAAGAGAGUGGAUGCAUCGCGACUUGCUCUGCUCAAUUGGAACCGGGAGCAAUACGACAAGUUGGAUACGUGCAUUUCCAAGCUACAAGACCAGUUACAACUUAUCCAAAGUAUGCCUGCGGGUACUAGCUCUUGGGCUCAAGAGGUGGAGAUAAGGAAUAAUCUUAAUGAGGCCCUAAGACGAAAGUCAAUUUACUGGCAGCAAAGAUCCCGUGUUUCGUGGAUCAAGGAUGGUGAUAAAUCUUCCAAGUUCUUCUUCCUCUCGGCUACAAUUCGGAAUAGGAGGAACUCAGUGGAGAGCAUCCUGAGUACGGAUGGGGUUUGGUUAACUGAUCGAGAUGCAAUUGGGAAGGAUUUCUGUGAUGCUGUGACAGACUUCUUCCUCACUGGAAAUUUACAUAGGGGCUUCAACGCUACUAAUGUGACACUCAUUCCUAAAGUCCCUAACCUAAAGAAAGUGUCUCAGUUUAGACCGAUUGCUCUGUGCAAUGUCAUCUAUAAGGUGAUCUCCAUAGUUAUUGCUAACAGAGUUAGAGCGAUCCUCCCAAGACUGAUUUGUCCUACCCAAGCUGCUUUUGUCCCGGGCAAGAGCAUUCAGGAUAAUAAUGUCUUAAUCUUCAGGGCUCCUGAGAAGUUUCGCCAUUGGGUCCGACAAUGCCUCACAACGACAUCUUUCAACCUCCUGCUCAAUGGUAGGAAGAUUAGUGGGUUUAUCCCUGAAUGUGGCAUUCGGGCAAAUUUGAUUGAAGCCAAGGGGAUGUGGCAGUGCUUAGAGAAAUUCUGUGAUUGGUCGGGCCAAAGUAUUAACAAGCUCAAAACAUCCAUUUUCUUCUCUGGUAAUACAAGUAUCGGGAUGAAGAGGAGUAUUAAACAGGCUCUGGGGCUCAAUUGUGGGAUGGGAAACAUAAAUUAUCUGGGACUCCCCUUGUUUAGAUCCCGUCAGAAGGAUGCCGAUUUCAACUUCAUCCUGGAUAAUUUGGUUAAGAAGUUGCAUGGGUGGAAAUUAAAAUCACUUUCUAAGGCAGGUCGUGCCACGUUGAUCAAAUCUGUUGGCCUUGCAUUGCCUGUUUAUACCAUGCAAACGACGAAACUCUCAAAAAAACUGGCUUCAAGAAUUGACGGGAUGGUAAGAGACUUUUGGUGGGGUUGUGAACAAGGUAACAGAGGGAUCUGUCUUAGGGCUUGGGACCACCUGUGUCUACCCAAGUCUCAGGGCGGUCUUGGAUUUCGAAAAUCUUUGGAAAUGAACCAAGCCCUUUUAGCCAAGUGGGGUUGGGAUCUUCUCAAUGAGAACCAGUCAUUAUGCUGUAAGGUGCUUAAAGCGAAAUACCUGCGGGGUAGACAAUUCUUUGAUUGUGAUGUUAAGAGUUCUGACUCCUGGUUUUGGAGGAAUGUGGUGCGUGCAAAAGAGAUUCUAAAGGAAGGGGCUUGCAAACUGAUAGCUAAUGGGAGCGAUACAAGCAUUUGGAAUGACCCAUGGGUUAUACAUGGCAGGGAUUUUUACCCUAAGCCCAAGCACAACUACCAGGGAACACCUGAAUUUGUGUCGGAUCUGCUUUUACCUGACGGGAAUUGGGACAUUCAGAAGCUCAAUGAUCUCUUUCACAGGGAAACAGUUAAUAGUAUCUUGAGGGGCGGUAAACCGAGUGGUUAG
Molecule: messenger RNA, 2112 nt
Organism: Cannabis sativa
Lineage: Eukaryota; Viridiplantae; Streptophyta; Magnoliopsida; Rosales; Cannabaceae
Exons: 4
Coding region: 1-2112 (703 amino acids)
Source: RefSeq, a predicted model, not a curated record